AUGGGCGUUAUUUUGGUUUUAUGGUCGUCUAUCCUUGCGCUGAGAACGUUACCACCCUUUGUCCAUUUUCGCGUGCCUUGGAAAGAAGAACAUUACAGCGAGGUUUCGUGUUCUACCAAGAACUCUACAAGGUCCUUCUCUCCCUCAUCGACACAGUUGGGUAUCGCUUCUCACGUGUAUCUCAUAUCUCUGCCUUGGCGACAAGACCGGCGACAACAAAUGGAACAUUUGCAAGCAUCCAAAGAAAUCAAUUGGACGGUUGUUGAUGCACUCGACCCUUCAGAUAUUACUAUCGGUCGUAUCUUCGAGCGGAUCGUCUCUCAACGUUCGAUGCGGCCCUCCAAAGAACACUGGAACGACUUGGGAUUAGUCUUCCGUUGGCCCGCUGAUGUCAACGCCAUUGCUGCUUCUACAGAGGACUUUGGAGCUUCUGGAUCCGACCUCUGGACCUCUUCUGCGGACACUCAAAAUAGCCGACAUACUACCUUGUCCUCUCUUGGUGUUUCGCAACACCCGAACGUCACGUGCGCAACUCAAGAUCACUCUGUACCGUCUUUCAGCCCUAGCCUCCCGGACUGGAUGAUCCUCACUGCGCCAAAGAUCUCUUGCUGGUAUUCCCAUAUCUCUGCCGUUCGACAAUUCAUUGAUAGAGUGAAUACCACUCCCGAGGAUGUCGCCGUUUUCUUGGAAGACGAUAUCGAUAUGGAAAAGGACAUCGAAAUAAGAAUGCAUCACAUCUGGCCCUCUCUCCCACAUGGCUGGGACAUGGUUUUUCUGGGUCACUGCUGGUCAAACGAAUCUUUCUAUCCUGCACUUCCAUCGUCUCAGGUCAUGUCUCCGUUAUAUGACCUGUCAACACGGUCACACAUACACCCAUCUUACUCUCCACGUUGUACUCAUGCUUACGCCCUUUCCCUGUCCGGUGCUCGACGUCUUCUGCAGCAUCUUCGCUACCCGCCAUUCGCGUAUUCCAGAGCUCUUGAUCAAGCUUUCAGUUGGCUUAUCGAAAGUGGCCGAUUACGUGCUUUCAGCAUCGUUCCAAGCGUCGUUAUCCAGCGUAAGGUCCUGUCGAGCGACAUAUUUCCAGGAUCCAGUGUGGGGAGUGCGUGGAGAGAGCAUUUAGUGUACGGUGUGUUCGGAACAUAG
Molecule: messenger RNA, 1146 nt
Organism: Suillus bovinus
Lineage: Eukaryota; Fungi; Basidiomycota; Agaricomycetes; Boletales; Suillaceae
Exons: 2
Coding region: 1-1146 (381 amino acids)
Source: RefSeq, a predicted model, not a curated record